Acanthoscelides obtectus is the source of this 904-nucleotide messenger RNA. The record is from the annotation of a GenBank genome assembly. Lineage: Eukaryota; Metazoa; Arthropoda; Insecta; Coleoptera; Chrysomelidae.
GGAAAAGGCACUUGAGGGAUACUGUCAAAGGGUUCAAGAAUUCUGUCCUAAAACACCGGGACCACAAGGACCACCAGGUCCCAAAGGCGAGCCUGGGACACAAGGAUUAAGGGGAUUUCCUGGAAUACCGGGAGAUAUGGGAAACAGAGGUUUUCCAGGGUUACCAGGCAUUCCCGGACAGAAAGGGGAGGCAGGUGCACGAGGUAGCCCUGGAAUUUCAGGGUCAAAGGGUCAGAAGGGUGACAGAGGUCUCGCAGGUACACCAGGUUAUCCAGGUGAAAAGGGAGAGCCGGGACGGCCAGGUUUGGAUGGCAGAGAUGGCAUCCCUGGAGAGCCAGGAUUAUAUGGAAUGCCUGGUCGAAAUGGUCAUGACGGAAUCCCCGGGAAGGAUGGAAUGCCGGGAAAGGACGGAAAGGAUGGGAAAGAUGGUCAGAAAGGUGAAAGAGGAUUUCCCGGUCCCAUAGGGCCUCCAGGACAACGAGGUCUGCCCGGACCCCGAGGAAGGCCAGGAAAACCCGGAAACCAUGGCACACCAGGCAUACCUGGUAUCACGGCAUGGACGAUAACCGACAAAACAAAUGCUACCAAGUACCUCAUACCACCGUCAAUCGCAGGUGCUCAAGCUGGUCCCAUGGGUCCAGUGGUCGUUCUUGAGGGAGAAAACGUACGUCUUCACUGCUCUGCCACUGGAGUUCCAGCUCCACACAUCACGUGGCAAAGGCUAGACGAUCGACCAAUCAACAGAGGUGCCUGGCAAGACAUCCAGGUUUCAGGUGCAACUCUGAACUUGACAAGAGUGAAUCGAGACCACAUGGGAAUGUACCGAUGCAUAGCAGAUAACGGAGUUCCCCCUCAAGCCAAUCAGACGUUCAUCGUUGAGGUCCACUGUGAGUGUUUCAUUUAA